Molecule: messenger RNA, 3737 nt
Organism: Hibiscus syriacus
Lineage: Eukaryota; Viridiplantae; Streptophyta; Magnoliopsida; Malvales; Malvaceae
Exons: 13
Coding region: 167-3295 (1042 amino acids)
Biological process (GO): protein ubiquitination
Cellular component (GO): CCR4-NOT complex
Molecular function (GO): ubiquitin-protein transferase activity; RNA binding
Source: RefSeq, a predicted model, not a curated record
CAGCAACCAAGAGUUCGAACCAGAAAUCCAAAAGAACCCUUCUCAUCUCAUCUCUCUCUCUAAAUUUCUUUGGAGGAUUUCUCUUGGCGUGGCCGUGUUGUAUUUCUGAACAAUCUCAUCUUCUUCACAGAUUCAUCAUAUUAUCGAUAUACACCUAUCUGCAAUCAUGAGUGACGACGGAGAAAAGACCUGCCCUCUUUGUGCGGAAGAGAUGGAUUUGACCGACCAGCAACUCAAGCCUUGCAACUGUGGUUAUGAGAUUUGUGUUUGGUGUUGGCAUCACAUAAUGGAUAUGGCUGAGAAGGAUAAUACUGAGGGGAGGUGUCCAGCAUGUCGUAGUGCUUAUGAUAAAGAAAAGAUUGUAGGGACGGCUGCUAAUUGUGAGAGGUUGGUUGCUGAAGUUAAUAUGGAAAGAAAAACAAAGUCGCAAAAAGGAAAGAGUAAAUCACCUGAAGGAAGGAAGCAACUGAGCACUGUGCGAGUUAUUCAACGGAAUCUUGUUUACAUAGUUGGGUUGCCACUUAAUCUGGCAGAUGAAGAGCUUCUCCAACGUAGAGAUUAUUUUGGUCAAUAUGGGAAAGUUCUUAAAGUAUCUAUGUCUCGGACUGCAGCUGGUGUAAUUCAGCAAUUUCCAAACAAUACGUGUAGUGUAUAUAUUACGUACUCAAAAGAAGAGGAAGCCAUUCGUUGUAUCCAGUCUGUACAUGGAUUUGUCUUGGACGGUAGACCAUUAAAGGCAUGCUUUGGUACAACAAAGUAUUGUCAUGCAUGGCUGAGAAAUGUGCCUUGCACAAAUCCUGAUUGUCUAUAUUUGCAUGAGAUUGGUUCUCAAGAAGAUAGUUUCACAAAAGAUGAAAUUAUAUCAGCGUACACAAGGGUUCAACAAAUAACUGGUGCAACAAACAACAUGCAACGGUGUCCUGGAAAUAUGUUACCUCCACCAGUGGAUGAUUAUUGCCCCAACAGUUCUGCUUCUGCAGCAAAACCAAUUGCUAAAAGUGUUCCAAAUAAUGCAAUGGCGACCAUUCCAAAAAGUUCUCCAAAUUGCAGCUCUGGUAGAUCUAUUGCUCUUCCUGCUGGAGCAUCAUGGGGAACGUGUGCAUUAAAUCAAUCACAACUGGUUGGUUUAGCUUGUUCGAAUGGACCUCCUAAGCAGAAUCCUGACACAGUCAGCAGCUCAUUACCAUUUUCAUCUGCAGUAACAAACACCAAGCAAACAUGUUCAGCAAAUGCUGAUUUUAUAAAGAAGCCAUCUGAGGAGAUUCAUGCUAUGCCUAUGAAGAGUAGACCCGAUUUGUUAAAACCUCCAAAGGAGAAUGCUGGUUUAGAUUGUCAAACCACUACGCUAAUGAAACCUACUUCUCCCAAUGGAGUUACUUCUUCUAUAUCAUUGAGCAGCCGGUUAUCUCCGACACUAGUAUCCAAUCAUGAUGACCAGGGCACUAAUAUAUCAGCAGCUAUUACAAACUCCUCCUUGGGUCAUGGUGGUCAGACAUCUAUUUCCUGUGGUGAGGAAGUGAGGAGUAUUUCCUCUGCUGAUGGGAACACAGAGAGGUUGUGCUCUGAUAUGUCAACAUUGACUUUGGAUAGGAUGAGUGGACAUUCUGAUGAAGUUAGGCCAAACAGUUCAGCUUCUGAACAUGGAUCUAGCAGUUCACCUAGUAGUCAGGGGUUACGACAAUGUUAUAAUGAUUACCAUCAAGAACCAUUAAGUUCAGAAGCUGGUGGGAGAUAUGUGACCUCUCCCAGUGAGGUGUGUGUUUCAAAAGACCAGUCUUUCUGGAAAACUGACGCACAUAUUCAAGCUUUGGAAAAUAUAAGUUCUGAAGUAGAGGAAGAGAUAUUGUCUUUUGAUAAUCAGAGACUCAAGGAUCCUGAAGUGAUUAGUUGUUCAAGUUAUGUGCCAAAUUCACCAAUUCCGUUCAAAUUGUCAAAUCACUGUAGGUCGCAUUCUUUGCAACAUGGUGAAGCUUUUGGUUCUGUUAAUUUGAAAAUUGAUACUCUCAUUGUAGAUAAUAAAGCACAUGACACUUCAUGUCUUCAUGGAGCUAAUGUUUCUACUUUGUCUAAUGGGUACCUUGAUAAGUACAUAAGCAGUGGUAUUGGUUCUGACAUUACCACGGAAUGCUACUCUCUGCUUUCAAAUAGAGAGAAAGGGAAGCAGUUGGGAAGAUUCCUUGUUAAUGCCGAGAGGAAUGCUGCUAAUGAUACAGGGGAGAGCAACUUAAUUUCGAACAUAUUGUCACUAGAUUUUGAUACAUGGGAUGAGCCUCUGACUUCUCCGCAGACCUUGGCGAAAUUGUUGGGAGACAGUGAGAAGCAGCAGCCCAGUCCUCUCAGAUUAUCUAGUUCGUGGAAAGCUCUGAAUACCAAUCAGUCCCGAUUCUCAUUUGCAAGACAGGAGGAUACUAAAUAUUGUCCGGCUGAUGUUGAGUCCUUGUAUAGUGUUUUUGGGCAAAUGCCACAGAACCAUCCUUCUAGCCAAGAUUUUGCAGACAGCAGGGAUCUUUAUCUAGGCAAGUUUGGAGGUCCUAAUGGUUUAUCUUCCUGUAACUUUGAAGAAUCUGACAAAUUUUCCAGCAGUCCUUCAGUUUCCUCCAAUAAGCUUUCUGCUUCAAGAGCUCAGAUUUCGGCCCCACCAGGAUUCUCUGUCCCUAGCAGGGCACCACCUCCAGGCUUUUCUUCUAUUGAGAGAGUAAACCAUGCUUUUGACCACACAUCUGGAAAUCAUUUGAUGGACUCUUCAACCCUAUUAAGAAAUUCUUAUCAGGCUCCUCAAAGUGGUGGGAUUGGUGGCGCUGGGGAUGUAGAACUUAUAGAUCCAGCAAUUUUGGAAGUUGGUAAGGGUAGAAUUCACGGAGGGCUCAAUUAUCCAGGCUUUGACAUGAGAUCAAAUUUUGUUGAACAGUUAGGUACCUAUGAAAACGAGGCCAGAUUACAAGUACUGAUGCAGAGAUCUCUUUCUCCGCAUCAGAACCUUAGAUAUGAUGCUGGGAAUAGCUUUUCUUCUCCGAAUGACUCUUAUGGGAUUUCUUCAAGGCUAAUGGACCACUCACAAGUUAACAAUAUGUCCUCAUUUGCCCAAUUGAAUCUCCAACAGUCGAGAAACACACAUAAUAUGUCAAAUGGUCACUGGAACGGAUGGAAUGAGGUCCAGGGUGGAAACGGUCUUGGUGUGGCAGAGCUCCUAAGAAACGAAAGAUUGGGAUUUAAUAAGUUUUAUUCCGGGUAUGAAGACUCAAAGUACAGGAUGCCCACAUCAGGGGAUCUGUACAACAGAACAUUCGGGAUGUGAUUGUUCUCCGGAACCAAGUUGGUUGCUUAAUUGCCAAUAUUGCUUUAUGCUGAGAGGGAGAAUGACUUACGCAAUCUUGGUUUGCACGUUGAGUAUGGGCAUGCUGACUUGUAACUGGUGUCCUUGGCCAAGGGAACCCUAAUGAAGGAUUGAUAUUCUGAUGACUUCCUCUAAAAAGGCAGUGUCUGGAAACCAGCACAAGCUGGUGGUAAGUAAGAAGAUAUUCUAGUAUUAUAAGUUUUAUAUUCUGCCUGUUUAUUGUGUCUGCACCUGCUCGUUUUGGCCAAAAAAAAAUUGCUGUGAAAGCUUUUUGUAGGUCACAAUUUUGGGUAAAAAAAUAGGCGAAGGUUGGAGGCCAAAAUGGUUACAGUUACAAAUUAAAAUGUACAUCUUUGUAUUUGCAUGUGCUUCUUUCAAUAUGGAAACGAUUUUUUUCUUUAAA